Molecule: messenger RNA, 1234 nt
Organism: Cucumis melo (muskmelon)
Lineage: Eukaryota; Viridiplantae; Streptophyta; Magnoliopsida; Cucurbitales; Cucurbitaceae
Exons: 5
Coding region: 35-1078 (347 amino acids)
Source: RefSeq, a predicted model, not a curated record
UUACAACAUUUCUUUAUAAAUCACUCACAUUCACAUGCCAACUCUUUCUUGUACUCAUUGCUUGGUUGUCUUCACCGUCUUCCUUAGAUUCUCAUUCUCAUUUUUCCCUUCAGCAUUUUCCACAGUGAAGACAGGGAAUCUUCAGCAAAGAGACAGCACAGAACAGAUCUCUUCCAUUUUGACUCAAAUUUUGUCAUUUUUCUUUGACAUGUGCAUAACCCCUUAUAAAGAAAACCUCACUUUAUCACUCACAGUCAUGCAGCAAGUUUUGCAAUGGGUUUUCAAGGAAACAAAUGAAAAACAAAGAGAAAGGACACAAUCUACUAAGAAGGGGACAAGUUGUGAUAAAGGAACAGGUAGAACAAAGGAGAUAGUGGUGUCUAGUCCUUGUGGGAAUUCUCAAGGAUCAAAGGGAUUUGAAGGGAGGAAAUUUGAUCUAAAGAAGUUGAAAUCAUAUGCUUUGUUGUGCAGAAAGGAUAUUGCAAAGUCUUGUUUUUAUAGUACAAUUAAUAUAAAAAGACCAAGAACGCAAGGCUUUGAUAAUAUGCAACAGUAUUGGAUUCAAAAGAUGAAAAAAGAAGAUAUUGCUAGAGGAAUUAUAGAGAUCGGUCAAAAGGCAGAUUCUGUUCAUGCAGGCACCAAAGUCUUGCCUAUAACUGAUGCAACUUUAGCAGAACAAUGUAGCAAUAAGAGUGAGAAGAAAGUUUUGGCCAAUGGGGAGAAUAAGACCAAAGCCAAAUCAAGAAUGAAGGAACUUUUGAGAUGGGCUAUGGCUUCAAGAUCAGAAAAAGGAGGAAGUUCAUCACUGGUUUCACGGUUAGGAAACCGAGCAACUCUUAAAGCAGGCUUGGACGAUGAUGAAGAGAGUAACGACUCCCCAAAGAUCAGUUUCAGAUGGGAAGCUGAAAGCUGCUCCUCCAUUUCCUCAGCUUACUCAUCGAUGUCGGCGGUGUCAGCUCCCUUCAAGAACUGUUCCAUUACACUGAAUUCCACAGCCAUUAAUGAAAUCAAUCAGUGUUAUCCAAGAAGAGGAAGCUGGAUCACUACAGAUUCUGAAUUUGUUGUGCUAGAGCUUUGAAAGGAGAAAGAAGACAAAUGAUCUCCAAUGCCUUCAUCAGCUUGCUAUAUGUGAAUUGUAGAUUCUAUUCAAAACCAGAGGAUUUGUUUGUAAAAAAUGCUUCGAAAUAUGUAUGCAAAAUAUGCAUUUGAAAUAACAAUUUGAUUGUAACUCAAA